GGGAGAAACCGUGUUCGGAAUCGGCCCGGGCGCGGACUUGGUGCCGUACUGAGCUGAGGCACGUUCUCAAACUAUGCGGGCGUCAUCAGAAGACUUGACACUGUAUCAAAAUGGCAGACUGCGAUAAAGACGAGUCCGACAAUUUGCAAGUUGAAUUUGAGUGGCUUCUUCAAAAGGAAGUCCAUGCUGUCCUUGCUCAGCUUCAAAACAUACUGCAGGAAUGUGGUCGGCGUUUCCCUGUGCCAUUAUUUGGAGUUGAUGGACCUCUGAAACAAGACAAGUUUGUCCUUACCACUCCUCCUGACCAACUUAAAUGUAUUGUGUCUGUGAUGGGAGACAACAUCUCCCAAGCUGAAAUUACCUUAAAGGUUCAACGUCAGCAAAAUGUCAUUUAUCGAACCUCAAUCCAGGCCGAUAGCCCAUGGAAAUUGCAGCAAGUUCAGGAUGCAGGGAACCACUUGCAGCAUGCCUUGCAUCAUAUUGAUAGUGUCGAUGCUGAUUAUUCAUUUCGUUCAUCUGAAGAAGUUCUGCACUUGUUAGGUGACAUCCUUGGAUGUCUACAGCGAGGGCGCACAAGCUUGAUUGUCCCACGCAAACGCACUAUCGAUGAUCUCAUGAAGAGCAGAAAUAUGAGAUCUCUUACUCCAACACUACCCGAAGAUCUGGCAAUCAGCUUCUACAUUCAAAGCCACAAACUUGUUCUAGCUGUUUACCAUUUAAGCAAUGUGCACGGAAAUUUGAAGUUUGACACUUUCCAAGCAGAGUGCUCAGUGCCAUGGAUAAGUGAAGUUCUUGUGUUGUUCACUGUAGCACUGCAGUUGUGUCAGCAGCUAAAGGAUAAGAUUUGUGUUUUUUCUCAAUACAAAGAUUUCUCUGCAACUGGUAACAACGCAGCAUCUGUUGCAUGGUGAUUCUACCAGUCAGUAUUUAUAUAGCUGCUACAGGUUACACUCUUGCAGUAUUCAAUGGUGCAAGCUUCAGUAGUUUGUUUGGUUCUGUAGGAAUGGCUUAUUUAUAUAGUUAUGUUAACAUUCAUUUUUUCCUUUUUCUUUGAAAGAACAGAUGCCCAUCCGUUAUUUAAUGUUCUUUAAAUUAAUUUUGUUUGUGGGCAAAGGCCUGUUAAGAUGGAUUUCUCCUUCUGUUUAUAUCUGUACUUCGUGUAAAUUAUGAUGCCCACUGUAAAUAUUUUCCCCUUAAAAGUCAUAUUUAUUGAAAGUUGGUAGUAUUGUUUUUAUCAAGGCACAAACUUGAUACUAUAGUUGCCUUUACGUAUAGUGAUAUUAAUGAAUUAACCUAUGUAUUUAUAGAUGUCUCCUUGGUCUUGCAUAAAGCUCAAUUUUGUAUUUGGUGAGUAGACAGAAAGCCAGCUAAAAUGUCUAAAAUCUUGCCUUCACUUGUUCAUAUUGCAUUCGGAUUCAGUCUCUCAUUGUCCUUAACAUUCGUUGUACUGCCACAAAAUCACUCUAGUCUUGUACUUUAGGGGUGCGAAAUUUUUCUGCAAGUUGGCUUAAUUUAUUAGGUGUUGCAUGCUAAGAACCAUUGAGCUUGUCCUAUUAUUAUAAUUAUCAUCAUUGUUACUGUUGUUAUUAUUAUUAUUGUUGUUGUUGUUACUAGUACUAUUGUAAUCACUCUCAUCAUCUUCAUCGUCAUUUUGGGUUGUUAUUGUCACUUUUCUUUAUUGUCAUCUAACUUCAACUUGUAAGUAGUGUGCUAUGGAUAUUUUUUAAACAUGCAUUUAUUUGGUGUUACCCCCUGUCAGUUAUCAGCCAUUACAGACCAACUGAAACUGUGUAAUGAAAAUAAAAUACUGUCUUUUUCCAACACACUUUACAUAAAUGACUGUCUUUGUAAGAGCUAAAUUUUAGGUUGAAAAUUUGUACUGUAAAAUUGUUUAAAAAAUCGAAAGGCAUCAAUAUCUAUUUCCAAUUGUCUCCUGGUGUUUUUUGGAAAGAGUGAUUUAUUUGUGUUCCCUUGAAAAUAUUUCUUCAUUUGUGUCUGUAAAUAUUGUGUGCAGUAUUUUCCAGCUUGUAAGUUAAAAGAAUGUCGUUCUGUUAGUCCAUAUUCUGUGACUAUGUGUAAGUGAGGAAUUUUGUCAAUUACAAUAGUCAUCAAUUACCUUUAAUGUCAUUGGACAUUUUGGGUUCAUGCAAUUAAACAUCCUGUAUUGGAGAUGACUGUUUUUGUGUAAAACUUUGGAAAGUUCAACUCGUUGUUAAGAUCAAUUAUUUGUGUGUGCUGUGAAUGCAAAAUGUUCUUCAAUUAAAUCUGUACUAAAUGGAUAAUUUGCGAUGAGCAGGGUCUAACGUAUCUAUCUGUUCCACUCUUGUAUCAAAAACCUGUUGCCAUAUAGUAGAGAUUGUCAUCAGGUUUUAAACAUGGGAAACAUUGUUGUGCUGUGACUCUGAUUUAGUUUUAACGCAUUUGGAGGGGUUGAUCCUCAAAUUUUGACCAUUUAUUAUGCCUUGUGGUUUUGGCAAUGUCCUUCGUGCGUCAAUUGAGAUCGAGUCCAAAAUUGUCACCAAUUUCAUUGUUUGUUUUAAGCAUGCAGGAUGAGGAUAGUUAAUCCUCUAUAUAAUCAAGAAAGGCAUAAAAAAUGUUUAUUGAUGAGCAUAGAUGAUUGUGAUCUGAUAGGAACAAGGGUCUUCAUCAUAAGUUUUAUUUGCCAAUCACACUAUGAUUUCUUGCCUGCUAGGGAGUUGUUCCUCUAAGUAAAGACAAUAAGUAUGUAUGGCUUUUCACUGUGAUGGAGUGACUCUGUGUUUACUGAGCAAUAAAACCUAGUGAGUAUUCACAA
Thrips palmi is the source of this 2794-nucleotide messenger RNA. RefSeq names its product protein rogdi (gene rogdi). The record is from RefSeq and is a predicted model, not a curated record. Gene Ontology annotation, cellular component: RAVE complex. The coding region runs from base 111 to 911 and encodes 266 amino acids. NCBI's taxonomy places the organism in Eukaryota, Metazoa, Arthropoda, Insecta, Thysanoptera, Thripidae. The transcript has 6 exons.